Messenger RNA from Brassica rapa (field mustard), 3598 nucleotides. RefSeq names its product SPOC domain-containing protein 1. Lineage: Eukaryota; Viridiplantae; Streptophyta; Magnoliopsida; Brassicales; Brassicaceae. The record is from RefSeq and is a predicted model, not a curated record. Gene Ontology annotation, biological process: DNA-templated transcription. Gene Ontology annotation, cellular component: nucleus.
ACAUCCCACAUGACAUGUGUCUUGUGUCUCUAGAAGACACGAACUCUUGUCUUUUUUUUUCUCUCCUCCUUCGUUUUGUCACCGAAACAGCUGAAACUCUAUCCAGAAGAAACCUUAGGGUUUGCUUCUCACUUUUGCGUCUAUCUGCUCCGAUUGAUUUGCAGUGGAACUGUAUAUCUACCUUGUUAUAAGCUGUUGAAGUGAAUGUUGUAGUAAGCAGCUGUGGUUUUAUCAUGUCUGGUGAUAUGGGAGGUGAGCAAAUCUCUACCAACAUGGAGGAGACUCUGAAAGCGGAGGAUCCAGAUACUUUUAAAGAUCCGAACUUGGUUGAGAUAGGAUCCAACGAUCUUCCUGUUCAGGAUAUGAGAGUUUCAGACAUUAAAGAAGAAGAGCCUGUCGCUUCACCGUGUGGCAACGGGGUGGACUUUCCGAAAGUGGAAACAUCUGUCUCUUGUCCAGAGGACGUCUGUUUUCAACCUUCUGUUCUGGCUGAUUCUCAGCCGAAAGUGGAAUCAUCUGUCUCUGGUCCUUUGUCAUUCACAUCUGAGCCAGAGGGUAGCUCUUCUCAGCCUUGUGUUCUUGCUGAUUCUCAGUCGAAAGUGGAAACAUCUGUCUCUGGUCCUAUGUCAUUUGCUUUUGAGCCAGAGGGCGUCUCAUCUCAAACUUCUGUUCUGGCUGAUUCUCAGUCAAAAGUGGAAACAUCUGUCUCUGGUCCUAUGUCAUCCGCAUUUGAGCCAGAGGGAAUCUCCUCUCAACCUUUUAGUUUGGCUGAUUCUCAGUCUUUGCAGACUCGUUUGCAACCUCUCGUUCCGCGUGGAUAUUCUAUCGAUAGAUCAUUAGCUGCUUGUCGCAGUCCAAGGUCAUUUCAACUGACAGGGAAGCGGAAGUUACCACCAGAGUCUGCAUCCGAGAAACCAAACAAGCGAGUAGAAUCAGUGCAUCACAGACCAUGGCUAGAACAAUUUUAUUCAGAGCCGGCUCAUAUGCCAUCCGCUACUCUCUCUCCCAAGACUGAACAUCCACAAGCGCCCGCCAAGAAAGUGAAACAAACGGAACCAGCUUCCCAGAGGAAGCAAGUGAUGAACAAAAAGCAACCAGGCCCAUCACAAGGGUCAACAAAAACACAUAACGAAGGAAACGAGUCUUUGAGAUCGAAAAUGAAGGAGUCAUUAGCAGCUGCCUUGGCUUUGGUUCAUGAGCAUGAGGAAUCUCCCAAAGGGAAAAAGAAUACAGAAACUGAUGAAACAAGUGCUCCAGUAGCUGAAAGUAACGAACCUUCCUCAGCUUGUGAUGUCAGUGUUCCAGCAGAUGAUGUCAACGGAAGAAUAUUGCAGCAACAGAGUUCCAACGACACAGAGAUGAACUAUGUUAACCAAUCAGAUGUACAGAAAACUCAAUAUGAUGAUGUUUUCCCCAGUGAUGAUGGUCCUUUUAGCGGUAGUUAUUUCUCCAGCGAUGAGCUUCUACAGGGUAACGGCCUCUCAUGGGUUUUGGAACCUGUUUCAGAUCUUGAGGAGAGAAAGGAGAACGAGGAUCCAAACGUCUUGGCGUCUAAAAUAGAGUUGGAACUGUUUAAGCUCUUUGAAGGCGUUAAUAAGAAGUACAAAGAGAAGGGAAGAUCUCUCUUGUUCAAUUUGAAAGAUAAGAACAACCCUGAGCUAAGGGAAAGUGUCAUGUCCGGGAAGAUCUCUCCGGAGAGAUUAUGUUCCAUGACGGCUGAGGAGCUUGCUUCUAAGGAGCUUUCUCAGUGGCGACAAGCGAAAGCAGAAGAGAUGGCUGAGAUGGUUGUCCUGAGGGAUGCAGACAUUGAUGUGAGUCGUCUGGUGAGGAAAACGCAUAAAGGCGAGUUCCAGGUGGAGGUUGAUCCUGUUGAGAGUGAGAUGGUGGAUGUCUCUGCUGGGAUCACCUCACGUAGUAGACCUCGAGCCAAAGCCAAGUCCAGUUUAAAUAAAAACGACUCAGAUGAGCUGAAGGAAAGUUCUGACAAGGGAGACAUGACGGAGGAGACUGAUCCAAUGCAAGGUUUGUCGAUGGAUGAUGAGAUGAAGGAUGUGGGUUUCCUUGCUCCAAUUGUAUCGCUUGACGAGUUCAUGGAGUCUCUGAACACAGAACCUCCAUUUAGAAGCCCACAACAUGGGAAUGCUGUAAAGGAGGAAGUGGCUGCAUCUGACUCAGGAGCUGUGUCAAAUCUAAAGUCUCCUUCGAGAUCUCCAAAGGAAGCUUGUGAGAGUGUUUCUCCUAAAACAGAACUCCAAAAGGCUAUUGUAACUUCCCCAAAACCGGAUGUGGGUGUCAAACUCGGUGUUGAUGUCUCGAAGCCAGAAGAAGAAGCACCUUUGGUUGCUAGCACUAAAGAAGAACAUAUAUGGGAGGGUAUACUGCAGCUUAGUGCCUCUUCAGUUGUCUCAGUCACCGGAAUUUUCAAGAGUGGUGAGAAAGCAAAGACAAGCGAGUGGCCAACGAUGGUGGAGGUAAAGGGGAGAGUGAGACUGAGCGCGUUUGGGAAGUUUGUACAAGAGCUUCCAUUGUCUAGAAGCCGUGUCUUAAUGGUAAUAAACGUGGUUUGUAAGGAUGGCAUCUCUCAGAGCCAGCGUGACAGCCUUUUUGAGGUUGCUAAGUCGUACGUUGCUGACCAAAGAGUUGGUUACGCUGAGCCUACUUCAGGCGUGGAGCUUUACCUCUGCCCUUCACGUGGAGAAACUCUAGACUUACUGAGCAAGGUCAUCUCCAAGGACCACCUCGAUGAGGCCAAAUCUUCAGACAGCAUCGGUUUGAUCGGCCUUGUUGUCUGGAGGCGUGCAGUCUCGUCUCCUGCCUCACGUCAUAAGCCAGGAUCCAAACGUCAGCAUUCUUCUUUAAAGAAUCAUCAGCCUCCUGUUGUUGCUGCUGGCACCAAGAGCUCUGUGUUGGCUCCAGAGAACAAAAAGUCUAGUACUAGUCUGAGUGUAAAGAAUCAUCAUCAGCCUCCUGUUGUUGCUGUUAGUAUGGGGAAUCAUGGCAGUGAAGAUGAUGAUGAUGAUGAAGAUUUGCCACCUGGAUUUGGCCCAGCAGCUGUGAAAGACGACGAUGAUGACUUACCUGAGUUUAACUUCAAUCCCUCCACUGCACCACCGGUUACUUCUUCUCCCCGGCAAGCAGUGGGGCCUCAGUCUCGGUCUUUGAAUCAAGUAAGGGAGCUCAUACUCAAGUACGGAAACUCAGCAGGUAAACAGCCAUGGAAUGGUCAAGAUGAUGACGAUGACGAUAUUCCUGAAUGGCAACCGCAAGGCCACCAGAUUCAACCUCCACCACCACCUCCUCCUGGUCCUCCAUUUCAUAGCAGAGCCAUGGCCAGACCACAAGGACAUGGUGCAAUACCAUCAGAUGGAUGGAGGGCCAAUCAAAACGCACCUAGGCAACAGCAACAACAACAACAGUACAGUGCACGUAGGAACAGAGGAUUUUGAUUUGUGUGAAUGCGUUUGUUCCUCUCUGUAACAUUAGUUUGUGUUUUUGUUUAGGUCAUAUGUAUCGACUUCACUCUCAUCUUGUAAUGUAGCUUUGUAAUAGAAUGACAAUAAUGGAGUCUUUUUAAUAAUAAGCUUUUGAAACAAUCAAA